AUGGAAGGCCGGCACUAUGAAGUAGUCACUGGGCGCUACGAUGGAAGAGUGUCAAGCUUCGAUCUGGCAAGCACAACACUGCCAGGAGCUCACACAGUUGGGGCCUCCAAGUGUUUUACUUUCGCCAACGGCCGAUUUGAUCGCAUAUACAACUUCAAAAACACCAGCAAGCAAGAUGAAACUGUGAAUCCCGAGUAUUUGCCAUAUCUCCGGAAAAAAUGCCCUCUUGGAGGAGAUUUCACCGCGAGCACAGUCGAGUUUGACACGGGCUCCCAGUUUAAUUUCGACAACUGGUACUUCAAGAACUUGGAGAAGAGGAAUGAUCUUCUCACCUCUGACCAGGACCUCUUUCAGAGUCAAUUCACAAGUGGAACGGGAACAAUCCCGAUAAGUUUGCCCGGGACUUCGGGCAGUCCAUGA
This is a messenger RNA of Selaginella moellendorffii, 420 nucleotides long. Its product is annotated as peroxidase C1A. Gene Ontology annotation, molecular function: peroxidase activity; heme binding. NCBI's taxonomy places the organism in Eukaryota, Viridiplantae, Streptophyta, Lycopodiopsida, Selaginellales, Selaginellaceae. The transcript is spliced from 2 exons. Gene Ontology annotation, cellular component: plasmodesma; plant-type cell wall. Gene Ontology annotation, biological process: response to oxidative stress. The coding region runs from base 1 to 420 and encodes 139 amino acids. The record is from RefSeq and is a predicted model, not a curated record.